Molecule: messenger RNA, 2648 nt
Organism: Salmo salar (Atlantic salmon)
Lineage: Eukaryota; Metazoa; Chordata; Actinopteri; Salmoniformes; Salmonidae
Source: RefSeq, a predicted model, not a curated record
AUGUGAGCGUAAGGUGAACAGAACACCAACAAGCGCGGUAGAUGAGAUAUACGUCAGUUUGUUUACGUUGUUGACGUGGUGCGUAAUGUAAGCGUAAUGUAGCGUAAAGUGGACAAUCGGAAGGUGGUCUAAACACCAACCAGCGCGGCAGUUGAGAUAUACGUCAGCUGGUUUACGUCAUUGACGUGGUGCGUAAUGUGAGCGUGAUGUGAGCGUAAGGUGGACAGACGGAAGGUGGACUAAACACCAACCAGCGCGGCAGAUGAGCUAAACAUCAGUUUGUUUACGUCGUUGAUGUGGCGGCAAAAGGAAAACAUGGAGUCCGGUGUGGACCGCGGACCAGAUGUGGAAUGUGUCGUUAACCGUUGGACGGUGGAUUAUUAUAUAUCUGUGGCGUUGGAGGCUUUCAGGAAUGAACAGUAUCCUGAUUUCUGUCAGAUCAGAGACAUCCUUCAAUGUCAUCUGGUUCGGCCGUUGGAAGCCAACGAUGUCACGCCCAAGAAGAUCAGAGCAAUACAGUUCCUCACCAGGAUAAAUGAUGGCGACAAACUCGACGUCUCUUUUGACUCUCAGGAGGACCUCACUCCGCUGGAGUCUGCUCUGAGCGUAUUGGAUAGCAUCCGCGAGGAGUUGCCGGUUUCCCAGAAAGACUUGGAGAGAGUACAUAAGUCUAUCAGAGAGAUGUUGGUCAUCGUGUGCAUUAAGAACCAGGCCUUUGACAAAGCCAAGGACGCUUUGAUGAAAUACUUCCCGAAAAGCAUGAUUGGAAAGAAAGCGAUCUUCCUGGGUCUGGUCAACAAGAGGAGCAGCGAGCAUUCAGUCCUGCAGCAGGUCACCUACCAGCAGUUUAAACAGGAGAUGCUUCACUUCUGCGAGAGCCUGUUCCCCUUUUCUCAUCCUUUCCUGUCCAGGGCUGCCGGAAAGCUGAUGGUGAAGAGACAGGGGGCAGGACAGGAUGCAGAGGAAGGAGACUGUCCUUCAGACCCUCAGCCAGAGGAUCACCUUGUACCAACAACAGAGGAGAAGGAAUCCAGACACAAACCCAGUCCUCCCAGUCCCCCUCCUGGUGGUGUCUUGCUGACCCGCAGCCAGCUGAUGGCCGUUUAUACAGCCCUGGCCGAGGAGCAGAGGGAGCCCAUGACCUUUGCCGAGCUGGAAGAGGAAGUGGAAAGGGAGGUGACGGAGGAGAACGCAGGAAAAGGAAGUGCUAUUGUGGACCAAGACGAACCUCUCCUGCACCUCUCCGAAAGCCCCAGGCAGGGCUCAGACGCUGUGUUGGAGCAGGAUGUCCCCAGGUCCCAGAGAGAUUCCGACAGUCCAAUGGAGGCUUCCCCUGCAGACCUGGUAACCCCGGCAGACCUGGUAACCCCGGCAGACCUGGUAACCCCAGCAGACCCUCUGGCACCAGAGGCAGCCCCCCAGUGGAAGAGCAGAGGCUGGCCUUAUACCAUAGCCAGGCUGGUUAUGGAGCCAGACAGCCAGGAAUCAGUAUCCAACGGGGAGGAGUCAGCCCAGACGUCAGUCUGCCGGGCGGACCCACUAAGCUCCGCCAACACCUGCAGCCCGCCCACACGGAAGUAUCGCAAACGACGAGCCAGCAAGAUAACCGAAGAGAGCUCGUCUGACCCUGAGGAGGAUGUGUGUAUUCUGGAUGACACCCCUGAGCUCCCUGCUCAUAGAGAAUGCACCACCCAAUCCACUUCCACCCCCCAGAGAGGCUCCGCCCCAACCCCCCAGAGAGGCUCCGCCCCCACCCCCCAGAGAGGCUCCGCCCCACCCCCAGAGAGGCUCCGCCCCACCCCCAGAGAGGCUCCGCCCCACCCCCAGAGAAGCUCUGCCCCCACCCCCACCCACCAGAGAAGCCACACCUACCAGAGAAGCUCCACCCCCCAGAGAGGCUCCACCCCCAACCCCCAGAGAAGCCCCACCCCCCAGAAGGCCUCCACCAGUAAAAAGGGAACUGAUCUGAAGUGGAAGCAGCUAUUCAGUGUUGCCAAGGAAUCCAAGGAUAGGUGGAGUGACGAAGAGGAUUUAUUUGACUACCCUCACAAAGACAGUUCAGAGGACAACACCAGUACGACUGGAGGAGGCAGGAAGAGGGUGAGUUUAGGUUCUGGAGACACCAGUACUACUGGAGGAGACAGGAAGAGGAUGUGGACAGCAGAGGAGACCGAGUGGGUGAAGGAGGGAGUGAAGCGCUACGGAGAGGGGAACUGGUCCAGAGUAAAGUCCUCUUUCCCCUUUUCGGGCCGAACCGCCGUGAACAUCAAGGAUCGGUGGAGAACCAUGAAAAAACUCAAGAUGGUCUGAGGCCACCAAACUGGCAGGGACUAACUUGUCCAAUAAGAAAUGCUCCGUUUCGCUAUGGGGGUGCAGUAACGAAUUUGACGCUGGAGGGCCUCUGAGCUACGCAAGAGAACGAUGACAUUAUCCAGUUGUGAGAAUGGAUGUAGACUUUAACGUUUUUUUCCCCACAAAAGAUAAUUAUUUGCCCGCCGCACAUCUGUCAACAAUGAGGACAGGAAGCUAAAGAUGGUCAGAGGGCCUUUGGACUAAGCUAAAUGUUGAUUCUGCCAUUUUUUUAAAAACGUGUUUAUAGAAGUAUUUUAUCACUUGUCUUUCUUGGUAGAAUAAAAGACUUCUCUUUA